Messenger RNA from Marasmius oreades (fairy-ring Marasmius), 2175 nucleotides. RefSeq lists its product as uncharacterized. The coding region runs from base 679 to 1911 and encodes 410 amino acids. NCBI's taxonomy places the organism in Eukaryota, Fungi, Basidiomycota, Agaricomycetes, Agaricales, Marasmiaceae. Gene Ontology annotation, molecular function: oxidoreductase activity. The transcript has 12 exons. The record is from RefSeq and is a predicted model, not a curated record. Gene Ontology annotation, biological process: lipid metabolic process.
UGUCUGCAAAGAGGUUGGAGAGCAUUGAGGUCGAGGAAAGGGUGCGGGGAGACCUCCAUAUAUCUGGUGACCACUUUUUAUGAUACAAGCAUGAUUCCGAUCCGACGAGAGGACCUAACGUCUGAUUUUGCUAACCCACCAUUGUGUCCACCCGAUUGCAGCAUCGGACCUGUUGAAAGGAAGAAUCAAGAUUAUGUAAUAAUAAACUGACUUCGCCACAUCAUUUCAUCGCAUGCUCGCAUUGCUCAAAAUUUUUCCUAUCCCUCAACAGGCUAUCCCAAUGAGUCAAGCUGCAUUCCAUAUCUUCGGAAUCAGAGGUGCGGGAAGGACCCAAGUUCCAAAAAGAGGCGUGUACAGUAUUCAUUCCGGAAGCCAUCAAGGGCAUGGCAUUCAAAAUCAAGUCUCCGAUCCAGUUCGUUUUUUGUUUGGCUCACUAACAAACUCCAAUUGUGUUGGUCCGCAAAAGAAAUCGGCUGUGCUUCCUAUAAUCCGUGGACAAAGGCUAUGUUCGUUCACCAUGACAUGUCAACUACUUGGUCGGGACUAUCGUUGUGCGGAGAGUCUCAAUCUGGUAUGAGGGCAUACAGGGUGAUAAACUCUUAAAUACCAACCUGAAUCCGCUAUAUGGAAUCCACAACUAUCUUCCUCUGGUUCUGAGUUCCGACCUUCUUGUUCAAGAUGUCUUCUCUCUCAAAUGCUUCCUCUGAUCGCGACGAGAAGGACCUACCAGUAUUUACACCUAUGCCUUGGUCUCUUCAGGAAAUCCGAGAGGCCAUACCAUCGCGGCUCUUUGUGAGAGAUACUGCUCGUGGGCUGCGCUAUCUCUUCCGAGACGUUGUGCUCGCCUCCGUACUAUGGCAUUUGGCCUCGUACAUCGACCCUAUCUUCAAGAACCCCGCAGUUGUGCAGGUUCUCAGGCCUGUGGGGGCGGAACUCCUUCGAUGGUCCGCCUGGUCAGUCUACUGGUGGUUCCAAGGUCUUGUAUUCACUGGGUUAUGGGUUAUUGGCCACGAAUGCGGACACGGUGCCUUCUCUGACCACAGAUCUGUAAACGACACGCUCGGCUUCAUCCUCCAUACUGCUUUGUGGACCCCGUAUUUCAGCUGGAAAAUAUCUCAUCACCGUCAUCAUUGCAAUCAUGCUUCAAUGGAACGAGAUGAAGUUUAUGUCCCAAAGACUAGAAGUGACCUCGGGAUCCCUCACGAGCAUUCAAUUGACUGGGACGAACUCUUUGGGGAUACCCCCAUCUACACGCUUUUUAUGCUCAUUCGCCAGCAGCUACUCGCUUUCCCUGCGUACUUGCUUUGCAACGUCUCUGGGCAGAAAAACUAUCCGAAAUGGACAAAUCACUUUGAUCCGACCUCCAUCCUAUUCACCAAGGAACAGCGAAAUGUGGUAAUGAUGUCCAACAUCGGCAUCGCUGCUAUGAUCUAUUCCGUCUCUUUGGCCAGCUCUAUGUACGGCUUUUGGGAAGUUGUUAAAUUUUACGGUAUCCCUUGGCUCGCCGUUACGCAUUGGUUCAUCAUGAUCACUUAUCUACACCAUACGGAUCCUGCCUUACCCCAUUACCGUGGACAGGAAUGGAAUUAUCAACGUGGAGCCGCAGCUACUGUCGACAGAAACUUUUUGGGAUGGCAAGGUCGCUUCUUUUUGCACGACGUCGCCCAUUUCCAUGUCAUUCACCACUUCUUCCCCAAAAUGCCUUUCUACCAUGGAGAGGAAGCCACUCAACAUCUGAAGGCUUUCAUUGGGAAUCACUAUUCUUAUUCCGAGAAACCAGUGUUCGCAGCCCUCUGGGACAACUACAAUGAAUGCCAGUUCGUUGAGGAUAAAGGCAAUGUCCUGUUCUAUAGGAACAAAAAGGGCCAAGCUGUCCUUCGACCCGCCAAAGUUGAGAGCAAAGAACUCUGAAUAAAAGUCGCUCCCGCUGAGUUGCACUUCGGGACACCGUGACCCAGUGAGGUUGGUCAGUGAUUGUGUGCGGUUCGUAACUCAAUGUGAUGAGUCUCUUGAGACGGUUUCAGCAUUAUUACAAGGGUACAAAGGUACUACCUAUCUAAUUUAUCUAUCUCAUAAAUUAUCUAUCGAUUGGAACCGUUAGUAGUUGCAAAAUGUAUAUACAUAGCUGUGGCAUGGCUUGAUCUCGCCGACUUUGAAUCUCAGUACCUGACUGUA